CUUAUCUUCUGGUGGUAAGAAAAUGGUGAAUCGAUUCGGUGCAUGAGACGGGCAGGCUUGCUCCCUUUGCUGUACUGAAUAUGAACAUUAUUUUUUACGUCUGCUGUGCAGUGUUAUCCCUGGUGGGUUUCACUGCAGGGCAAUUUCCCAGUGGAAACGCAUCUUUCACAACAAUCAACGAACUGCGGGAUGUUCUACGAAASUCAAGCAAUAUCCUACUGACGCAAAUAAAAGCAGUGCCAGGAAACCUCUACGAGGCUCAAGCAAUUUUUGGCUCCUUGAAUGUGUCGCUGCAGUUUCCAUGGCCCUUGAGCGGAAAUUGUACAAUUACGCUCGACCCAAACGUUGGACACUCAAUACCCAACUUUGAAGCAUUCAGAAACAGAAUCCAAUCUCAACUUGGUGUUCAUUCUACGUUUCCUUUGUUGAGAGAAAUAGGGAUUGGAAACUUUGGUCUAUCCUUGAAUGCUCUUGAGCUCAAGUUGCAAGACAGAGAUGUGAAAGAAGUUCGUGCUAGGGUGAGUAUCCCAGGAUGGGAUGUUUUUACUUUGUUCUACUUCAAAGUAUUGAAUCCCCAAAUAGUUAUCACCUUUCAACCACGACCUCAGAAGUUACUUGCAGUCAAAUCUUUAGGGAAUAUCGUAAGCCUUGCUUCAAUGGAUAGUACGCAUGCUCUUCCGGUAGAGUUUAUUUUGCCGGAUAUAACAACUGAGCCUUUGCAAGUAAAAGCUMAUAAUCCCAACGCCGUUACCUCUUACAAACACAUAAUGAAAUUCCUGACGAUAUCACGAGGUCUGAACAUUCCAGAUAUGGUCUGGAAAGCUUURCCAAAAAUGAAAAUCACAAAUCUGGAUUUGACUAUUGAACCCGGACUGUCAAAUAUCUCCAACGUCGUUUUUGAAGCUGUUGCGAAUGAGGCAUGGAAUAUUGGCGGGGACUUCACCUUGAAUGAUGCUGAACUGAAAAUCAUGAAGUCUGAUGUUAAAUUUUCAGCUACAGCAAGAAUAGGGAAGCAGUUCGUGCGCUUGCGAUAUGAUAAUAACCAUGGGAAUGCACUUCAGCUUGAUGAUAAAAUAGUUUUAAGGGAUUUGGAAGAAAUGACAAAAUACAUUUUGAGAAAAACCGUGGCCAGAUCMCUUGUUUCUCUCCCAGAUUUCUCUUACGUGAAGAUAUAUGGUUCCAAUUUAGGUGGACGCUUAGAAAGUUUUGAUAUCGCAUUUUCAAAUACGCCCAAAAAUGUAGUAAACAUUUCAAUGGUCUUCAAACUUACAAAGGCGUGGAGCAUUUUUAACAACAAUCUUUUGGCCACUAGCGUCCAAGACACAGCUGUCAACUUGCAGAUUACCUCUCUGAAUGAAAAUCCAAACGUUAACGUAAGUAUCACAGGAACAAUUGUUCUUGGCAAUCCAAAAUUCCUCGAAUAUCCGUUCUUUAUUCAGAUCCCUCACAGGAUUCAGCCUUUAACUGUCAGUUUAUUGCCAGGAAGAGUACUCCAAGUAAAUUUCGCAAAUGUUGUGAAGAUCGAAGGUAUUGCUAAUCUUCCAGAURUUUUCAAGGAUAUACUUUCUAAAGCUAAUUAUGUUGACGUAACUAAGUUGGAACUUGAAUUCCCAUCAAAUUUUAUCUCCGUUCCAGUGGUAAGUGGUUUCGAGCUUCAUUCGUUCGAGACAUGGGACCUGAAUUAUGUUCGCAUUUCAAAWGCAUCACUUUACUAUUCUAACAACCACUAUACACUGAGUGGACAACUGGAGUUCCUUGGGGUUUCGACAAAUGCCCGGUUGAGUUGGCCAACAAAUACAAACCCAGUCAUUACAAUAUCCGACGACAAAAUUAAUCUAAAAGACCAUAUCAGUACAUUCGCAAAUAGACUAUCAAAGUUACUCAACGGUGAAGAUCUAAGAUUGAAUCUAAAGAGAGUAGGACUGGAGAACAUUAAGGAUUGUACUAUACUAUCAAUCUCUGUUAUCCUUGCGCAGAAUUUUCGCUCAGUGAAGCAACUGAAGAUGACAGCAGCUCUUCCCAAAUACUCCUGGAAACUUUUUGAGGAYUUUUUUGUUGCUCAAGAUAUUACAAUAACACUCGAUGUCAUCGUGGGCAGGUCUAUUGCCAUGACAAUUGAAGGAAACAUAAACCUGGUCUCGGGAGCAAUGAAGGUUCCUUUCCAAAUGAACAUUCCGACAUCAUCGAUUCAAAACAUCACCAUUGCUCUUGGAAAAGGUACUAAAGCAGUUAWAGGAAGGUUUCAAGAUAUCGAAGGAUUUCUCCAGUCAUCGACAGGCAUAAGGUUUCCAGUUAUCCUAGGUUCUUAUCUACCCGAAMUUCAUUUGAAUAAACUCGAAAUUGCGUUCACAAACUCUUUAAGAAAAAUGAAAGYCAUGGCAUUACAUGCAAAGUGUCCAAGAAGAUGGAAUGUGGGUGGUCUUGGUAUUUUGUACGUAGACGCCUUGCAGCUGAACAUCACCGAUAAAUUGUACGAUGUAUACGGUAACUUUAGCAUCGGUGGAAUUGCAUUUGAUGUUCAGUUUGAUUCCAAUGCCUUCCAGAAACCAAUGUUUCGAUUGCUAAAGUCAGUAACUUUCUUAGGAGUUUCAAGGUUUAUUACAGAAACRUUUCGUCAAAUACUACCGAAAAUCAAACCACCUAAUGGGAACUUACUUGGCCUUUCAGAUACAAAGUUUGAAAUUCAACAAGCUAAUCUGUACUUAUCCAAGGAUCUUAAAAGGUUAACUGGCAUYGAGAUUGAAAUACAUUUUCUGCAAGAUUGGUCUUUCUUCAGUAAAUUCUUUACAAUGAAGCAUGUCUCUUUAAGAAUCAAGGCAACCGAGUUUUACGAUAUAAAAGUUGACUAUGACAUUACAAUCUACGGAAUAAUGGAACUURCACGAAACGGAAGAAAAGUCUCUUUCCCUUUGAAGUGCGAUUUGAAGAAAACUGUAUCACUUUCGGUUGCUUUUGAAUUGACGACUCCAGUCACCAUUAAGAUGUCCGAUGUUUUAUUAAUGCCGUUGGUUGGGAAAAUAAUACCAAAUGGUCUAAUAAAUCCCGUAUCUGAUUUGAUAGGCCCAAUUCGCAUCAAUGCUUUUCAUGCACAGUUCAGGUCUGGGGAUGCAACAUCACUUAAAUCUCUUAACAUGUCAACAACUGCACUCAAUUCCUGGAACAUUCCUGGACUACCUGUAACUUUUCAAGAUAUGACCUUCGAAAUUUGGUACUUACCGUACAAGUUUAAAGCUCAAUUGUUUGGAAAAAUAACGAUAUUUAAGUAUCCUCUUCCCUUUCGAAUUCCAUUUCAAUAUUCCUCRAGACAACGCUUGGCAAGACUACAGAGAUUUGUGCCUAUACAAUUUCUAUUCAGAGGAAUACCAGGAUUUAAAGAUUUUCCCCGUGGCUUGAGCUUAGACGAAAUAGCGAACCUUUUACUACCAACGCCAAACUUUGAUCUGAAGUCCUUGCUUCCAGAUGAAUUUUCAAGGUACAGCAUGACAUUUGAAAAAUUCAAUCUGCGGAUGGUACCUCCAUUGACAAGAUUUACCAUUGAUGGAUUCGACACUAAAUUUCACCUUCUUUCCCGGGUAAACUUGAUAAAGAAUUGGCUUGCAAUAGAAAGGCUCACAGUAGAUCUUGAUGUGCAGAUCAAAGGAGGUUUACAAGUUUCAGGGUUUAUAAAUUGCUUGGUACGAUUUGGAUCUUCCAGUAAUGGCUUUAGCGUAUGGUCGUCUAUAGUAAUCCCAACGCCUCCGUCCUCAGAUUGGACCCUAAAAAUCAUUCCGGACUCAAGCACCAAAUUAACGCUUGCUAAGGCAGCAUCAAUUCUUUUUGGUGGAAUUGAUAUCAAAUCCUUUUUCCCGUCGAAAUGGCUCGCCAAGGUAACCGAUAUACAACUAACAGAUUUGGAACUCACUUUUAGCCUUAAACCAACUUCACGAGUUGAACGAGUCAAGUGCUUUCUUCAGUCGGAUUUGAGCGAUAUUGACCUUCCGCUUAAACUAUCGAUAAGAAAUGUCAAAUUGUACAUGGAUGUUAUUUUUCCUUUUGAUGCGGUCCAUAGAAAAGUUAAUGCACAUUUAGAAUUGUUAACCAAAAUUGGAAAAGAGACAAUUCAGACAUCCCUGUAUAUCAAACCAAAGAUGUUUUACUUGGAAGCAAAAAGUGUAUUGAACAGCGGCUUGGAUAUUGAAGAUCUCGCAGGUUUAGUUGGAAGUGGAGAGCUUCUUAGGCUAAUACCGAAAGGCUUUUUCAAAGCUAAAUCCCUUACGCUUAAUAAACUUAACAUGACUUUCCGAAAACCCGACUUUCAAUUGCAAGAUAUUUAUAUACUAUGUGAUCUCAAUGGUUUUGAUGCCGGCUUUAGCUUUCCGCUGCCAUUGCCUGAUCGGCUGAAGAACAUGUUCCGCGCCAAACUAAAGGUCUCCAAAUUGGAACUUCAAAAAAAAAGAAGUACUUGGUCCAUAAAUGCAAAUAUCAUGGCCUCCAUCAGCGGUAUACAAAGAAAAAUAGACGCUGGGCUUCAAAAUCUUGAGGCCGGGUUAAGGUUUUCUUCUGAUGACAAGCAUGUAGCACUAGAGAUAAAGAAAAAGAUUUUGGAUUUAAAAAUUGGUGCUAGACUUGGAGGAAUAGACUUGGAUCUUCGCAUUCAAUUUCACAAGCCUAAGAUACUUUUUCCCUACGAUGAUGUGGUAAAAAUCAGCGCUGACAUAGACGUCUCAGGGUUUCAAAAGCUAAACUGGCUUUUACCUUUUAACGUAUUUGACGAUGAGGUAAAGAUGGCAGUUGUAAUUCAUCCUGAUGACGAAAGACCUCUGAGGCUUCAGAUGAAAACUCUUCCAAUUCUUGAAAACAUYAUCCCUUGUAAAAAGCUUGGAGAUGGAGAAUUUAAAUGUGACUUUACUUGGCUUUGCAACCCAGAUUCCUACGUGUAUCUGAAGUCACCGUCGUUUUCCUAUACCGAUGAUGGCUUCGAGUCCAGCGUUGAUGUGCAAGGCAUAGACAAGCUUUGCAUUCCUGUCACACCGCGGUUUCUUUGGAAAUUUAUAGAAAAGAUUCCAAUACUUGGUCGUUUGUUUGCAAAGAAUUUUCCUUUGUGGCCUCCGCCUAACAUCAAAAAACUCUUGAGAAAAAUAAAUAUAGACACAAAUAACCUUCCAAGAGGAAUGGAGCAGUUUCUGAACCCAAAGUUUCCAGAUUCAAUAUUGACGUCAGUCACUUUACCGCACAAUGGUCCAAUUCAGUUGUCUCUUAAGGUUGCUAAUGGAGAAUCCCUUAUCGUCCCAAACGUGCUGAGCUUUCCAUUUUUUAUGAGUGGUGUGSUUUUUCGAGAAUUUACAAUUGGAACUUUCUUUAACUUUCCGUUUGUAAACAUCGACAUUGAGGUUUAUAUUUGGAAUUUACCGUUUCUAAUUCCUUUGUCUCACCUACCGAAACAAAACCCGCUCCUUGUCAACGCUAUGGAUUUCGAAACACGAAUCAUCUGUAAGGAUUGCUAUUUUGUGAUAUUUGGGAUUUAUCCAAUCCCAAUAUUUGCAGCUCCUUUUCAUUUGAGUUUCCCUCUUUUGAACGACGUCCAACCUACAGUGACCGUGUACCAYAAACGACCUGGAUUCAAGGAUUUUGUAGUGUUCGCUAAUUUGCUAAAUGGACUCUUCAAAUUCUUCACAGACAAAGAUUAUCUUCUGUCAAUCAACGAUUUCGGUGGCGUUAACGCAAGCAAGGAUUUGUUAGUCGUGAARUUGAAUCAUGAAAACUACAAGACGAUGGUACAGUUACCAAAAUAUAUGGGACAAACACAAUUGGUGCUUGACAUUCCCCCACUUGAUUCAAAGAGCUUCCUCAUUGGUUACUUAAACUAUUUUAAGACGUUUAAACUUAAAUGGCUUUUAAAGAUUGUGCCAUUAAAGUACAGAAUCGUAGAUGCAGGAAUAAACAUCGGUGCUUUCAACCUUGCCUCUCUCAAAUUUGCAGCAUCCACACCAGAUGAACUUAAAGAUAACAAACACUUGUGGAAAUAUCCAGUUGUUGCUACUGGGGAUGAUGCUCUUGUACUUGCAUCCUUGGAUACGCUUUUGUYGUCUCUGAAUUUAAAAAUAAAAGCAAAAAGUAUGAUAGACGCAGACCUCAACUUUACUUUGGAAGCUGGAUUCACAGAUGUUGUAAAGUUAGACCUUGAGGCCAGAGCAAUGAUUAAUCUAAAGGACAUGUCGAACCCACUGCUUCUUGGAGGGCAAUGUUCUCUUUAUCUUUUUGGUACAAAGCUAUUAACCGGAAGCGCCUACGUUUCUGUAAGAGAAAUCCUUGUUUCAGGGCAGCUAAAAUUCAACUUUCUUGGCCUGCUGAAGUUUAAUGGAUUCGUGAAGGCAUCUUUCCGUUCUGGGGAGUUUCUUCUUUCUAGUAAAGUUGGUGUAGAGUUUGUAGGCAUCAAAUUUUUCGAUAGCUACUUACGCAUCCAGAAUUCAUUGCGAACAACGGAAGUCCUUGCAAAGACAAACUUCAUGGGCUCGUCACUUCAAUUAGAAAUAAUAAGGAAUGGGUUGUCCUUUAAAUUGAAAGGAAGCGCACUAAUAAACAUUGGAGUGAACAUUGACCUUGGUGAUCUCAAAUUAUUCGGGAAAAACAUUGGAAGAAUUAAACUGAAUGCUGGUGUUCUUGUCGACUUGAAAAUAUCCUUACCAGGAAAGAGUUCCUUGCUAAUUUCGUUUCAUUUUAUUGGGGAGAAAAUCUCGUUGCCAGAACUCGAAGUCGAUACGAAAGAUUGCAGACCAGAUAGAAUACCAAGAUUAGUUUUAAACUGGCUCAAAGACAAAGCGCUAUCGUUAAUCAAAAGCCUUUUCUCGCUAAAUCCUGAAAAAUAUUUGAAAGCACUUAUGGAUGGGGUCAUCAAGAUUGGUAAAGCUGCCAUUAAGAUUGUGAAAGAUCUUUUGAAAGCAGGUCAUAAAUUCAUUGGCAGCGUUGCCAAGGAGAUUGGCAGACUUGCAAAUAAAGUGGCAAAUGCUGCAAAAGAAGUCGCCAAAGUUGCUGAAAAAGCCAAAAAGGUUGCAAUAAAAGCUGCGAAAGCUUUAAGAGAAACAGCAGAAAAAGCAGUAAAGAAGGCCAAGGAAACGGUCAAAGCCGUUGGUAACGUCUUACGAGACGUUAACCAAAAACUCGGGCGAAUAAGGGAAAACUUGUCUAAUACCAUCAGAAAGGUAGUGAGACUAGAAAAUGUGGUAAAGCAAGCAAAGAAAAUUGUAAAAGCCAUUGCAGAGGGCAUUAAGAACGUUGCCAGAAAUAUCGAAAGAAUAGCCAAGAAGAUAUUUGACGAAAUAGCCAGAGGAAUUCGUAACGCGCUUGGAAAAAUAAAGAAAGUUUUUCGCUGGUUUGGCAAGCGUUCACUUUACUAUCGACGAGAUGUUUUGACAAGCGAGAAGAGUUAUCUUGAGCGUAGAAAAGGCGAACUGGAAGGGAAGCAAAGUAACACAAUAACUAAACUUCGAGCUCAAGAAAGGGAACUAAAACGCAACAAAGACUUAGAAGCAAUGCAAAGAGCAACGAAAAACAAAGCGUUGAAAGAAUCCGAAACCGCAAAUGAAAAUCUUCAAAAAGCAAUUAGGGAUGAUAUUGAAAAAACAGCGUUUGUAGAAGAUCUCGAAAACAAAGGCAAAUGCAUCACCGGUGAAAACAACUGUCAUCCAAAUGCUACAUGUUUACGCACGGGCGAACGCGGAGAGUCAUUUAAGUGCAUUUGCAGAAGUGGAUGGAUAGGAGAUGGCAUAAGCUGUUACACACCAAUAAGAGAGGUAUCAAUCAUUGUAGAUGAGGCAAGCGCAGUUGGGGCUCCUGUAAAUAUUGCCGCUUUUACUCUCUCAGGGAUCAACGUGGAAUACAAGUUUUCAUUUCAGGACACUUACAACAGUUCUUCUUACCAAACCUAUAUUUUCAACAAACCGGGUAUCUACAAAGUUGGUGUAUUUGCCCGAAAUACAAUAAGCAAUGCAUCUGAUGAAACAAGUGUUGUUAUACAAGAACCGGCUUCAAACAUAAAACUGAUGAUAAAUGGAGAUAGACGGCCGUGUCGUCCACUUGAAAUUGUACCAUCAUCAGGAGGUACUAAUGUUACAUUUGAUAUUAUAUUUGGAGAUAACACAACAUCAUACAAUAUAACAAAGUCAAUAACACACUACUUUGGUUUAUCGGGAAUAUAUAAAAUGACUGUUAUCGCGCGAAACCUCGUUAGCUCUGUCAACAGUACCUAUAUUUUGAAAAUCUGGGGAACGCCUUGUGACCAAAUGUACUGCGAUAUUUCUGGACUUGAGAGGAAAUGGGAGGGAAAACCACUUCAAGAUAUUGCAAAUCUAGCUUGGGAAAUGACUAAGUCAUCAAAAGAUUUCAUCACUUACAGCGACCCUCCUGCAUGGAAGUAUUUUGCAACUCUAAACCCUCUAUCGACUAAGAACUUGAAUAAGCCAUAUAGCAAAGUUGUAAACCAGAAAAGGAUUUAUUCCAUCAACGGUUCCGAGGUAGAUAUGGCUUUGGUUUAUGCUGGUAUACUUGCUUCGUUAAUGAAAGAUGCUGAUUCCGAUGUUGGAUCAGUCAGAUAUCAAUGCAAAAAAAUCAGAAAUGUAACUGUUGUUCAGCUGCUUGAAGGAUUGUUAGAAAUCCAAGAAAAUGACAUUCUCAAUUUUUGGCGGGCAAAUAUGGGUAAUGAUUAUUAUUGUAAUCAAAUAGUAUUGCGAGAGGCAAGGAUAAUUGGUUCAGUAGAUGGGUAUCUUAUUGGCGGUAUGGUAGACAAUAGCACGUUGAAGCUAUCUGAUGUCAUUUACAACUACUAUUGCCCGAAUCUCGCAAAUGCAAUAACGCUACCAUUUGUUUCCAAAAACCGGUAUGACGUUUUCCUCGACACUUUGAAAACUAAAUUUCCACAGAAGAACUUGAAUCUUUUACCCUUCCUCAAUCACGUUGCAGAGCAAAUAAAAAGCACUAGUAAACGCGAGGAUCAUCAAUCAUCAAGUAGCAUUUGUUUGGGAUUUUUAGCGUCUUAUUUGUCCCAAAGAAUCAAGCAGAAAAAUGACAAAAACGAUUUACAUGAUGCCUGUGCGUCAUGGAAAAGUUGCGGUGAGUGUUUGUCAUUUGGAGGAAAAGGCAACUGCAGUUGGUGUGGAGAAUCGUCAAAGUGCAUUCAGAAAAUGAACAUGUCUGCUUGUCAACCUCUUAAGCAUAUUACAAACCUUCCAUGUCGUAACCCAUGUUCAAAUCACUCGAAUUGUGAAGAAUGCAUGCAGAAUUCUGGUUGUGGUUGGUGUUCAUUCGAUAAAGUGCACCCCAGUACGAGUGGGUUCUGUACUGAAGGAAGCAAAAAUGGACCACUUCAGCCUGGCUUCUGUAACAAACAAGACUGGUUUACAGGUCAAUGUGGUCGCAACUGUUAUACAGAUAACAAAUGCAGUGGAAGUUUUGGAAAGUGUAGGUCUGGGAAAUGUACUUGCGUUACAGGUUAUUACGGCCCUGAGUGUUCCAAAAUGGGAUGCAUUUAUAGAAUUGGUUUCAAAGACACUGCAGAUUCCAUUGCCAGAUUAUUUCACAUUAAGCUAGAAGACCUGCCUUCUCACGAUGAUGGGAGAUUAAUACUGGCUCCUAACGCUGUCAUUACGAUUCCAGUAUCAAACACCAACAAAUUGUGCCUCAAUCAUCCCAAAAAAGCAACAUUUCAUCCAUUUUUCCCAAGGCUGCUACGUGGGUCCAAAAAUCUUGUCAACAAGAACAGCUACUGUGGCCUUUAUGGGUCACUAGCGAAAGAAGAUGACAGCUUGUUCUGCAAAAAUGUAAGUGAUGAGGAACAAUGUAAAACUUUAUCACAAUGUACGUGGAACGCCAUUGAUCCCUGCACUGGAGUGCCUGUUGAAGGAUGUAAUACUCUAAGUACUACAACGCAACUGUUGGUUCCUGACAAUACUUCAAUACCUUCUCCUAUCUCUGGAAAUAUUGAGACCGGCAAGGAUUUUGUCUUGAUUAGUGGAUGGCCAGGCUCUGAGUGGGAAAACUGUGUAAUAAACAUUUCACAUAUAAGACCGCUGAAUAUUACGAGUGUACAGGCAGGUGGCAUCUUGGGGUUCGGAGCGUUGGAAGGGAACCCAAUAUUACCAAACUACUUCGAGGUAACAUUAACACGAGAAGGUACCCCAAGAAAUCCCGAGGAAUAUCUAUUACCAUGUGCUUUGGGUYGUGUUCAGCUGCAUGACUUGGGAAAUGGAAUAUGCGACACAAGGUGUAAUGUAUCUGAAUGUAAUUUUGAUGACGGGGACUGCCUCGACCAAUCAACUUUUAGAAGACAAAUACAAAUGACACAAAAUAUGCAGUUUGAAAUUUUCACUGACAAAAGUUGGCAUGUACUAUACAAACUGUUCAAAAUGACAAGAGAGGAUAAAAUAGAAAUUACAAGAGGAGCACUCAGUGUUUUUGGACUUUCGGGGGGCAUAGUAUCAGAAAUGCUAGUAUCAUCAGCAUUAACAAGUCCAAUGGUCUAUAGUAAGUACAAAGCAACAAUGACAAAACAUUUCAAUGCUCUCCUUACUAAAAAUUCCACCAAAGGUCAAAUGAUUGUGGCACUGGCUCAACAGAUAACUGAAAUUGGAUCAGAAGCUUCCUCUUAUCUAACACCAAAUGAAGAAAGCCAAACAAUUGAUAUUAACACGAAAUCGCUGAAAAACCCUAAAGAAUUCGAAGUAGCGCUACAGGUUCUUCAAAGAUAUGAACAACUGAUAUAUGUCAAAGUAGAUAGUAACUUUUCUACAGGCUCGUUUUUCCAUUUAGAAAUUGCACAGGAAGAGCAUGACGAUUUAUGUACMCAAUAUCAAUACAAAAUUCAAAGUUACGAAAACAAAUGUGAUGGAGUUCUUUCCUGCUAUGGUCAUGGUAUAUGCAGCGCGCAUGGGUCAUGUUUAUGUGAUACAGAUUAUGAAGGUAUUGACUGCAAGACUAGUAGAUGCCCUAACAAUUGCUCAAGCCAUGGUGCUUGUAUUCAUGGUCAGUGUGUCUGCGAACGUGGAUGGAAAGGCAACGACUGUUCUACAGUUAAACUCUGCACGGCCUCGUGUUUGGACAUUUGGAUUGGUGAUGGGACGUGCGACUCCAACUGUAAUACACCUUUGUGCGAGUUUGAUGGAAACGACUGUUUGAAUGUUUGCACUUGCCCAAAGCCAUGGUUAGGUGACGAUACGUGUGAUAUGUCCUGUAAUACAACCAUUUGUGGCUAUGACAAAGGAGACUGUGUCAAGGAAACUGAAUGUAGUCAAGGAUGCAAGUCAUCUAUGGUAGGAGAUGGUUUCUGUGAUCGUGAAUGCAAUUUCGAGAGCUGCUCCUUCGAUAACGGAGAUUGCGAAAUGAAAGAAUCUUGUAGCUGUGACUUAACAUUACAAGGUAACGGCGUUUGUGAUAAAGAAUGCAAUACCAAGGAAUGCUUGUUCGAUUUUGGGGACUGCGUUACCGAGUUUCAAGUUUCCAAUUUGUGUCCGAACGAAUGUUUACCUUCUAUGGUCGGUAAUGGUUUCUGUGACUUGAUUUGCAAUGUGUCUGCCUGUGGUUUUGAUGGACAGGACUGCCUCAAACAUGAGAAUGAAAUAAAAAGUCCCUGUAGUCCUGGCUGCCAAUCUUUGUUCUUGAAAGAUGGCUCUUGCGAUUCAGUCUGUAAUGUAAAAGCAUGCAAUUACGACGAGGGAGACUGUCCAAAACCAAUAGUGGAAAUGUGUCAUACAGGAUGUACGAUGGCUAUGGUUGGAGAUGGAAAAUGCCAAACCGAAUGCGUUGUAUCCCAAUGCUCUUACGACGCAACUGAUUGCGAAUGCGCUCCCGGAUGUCCACAUUCUUCCAUCGGGAAUGGAAAAUGCGAACCUAAUUGUUUGACAGCUUCAUGUCUUUAUGACAGACAGGAUUGUACUUGUCCUCCAGAAAAUUGUCCAGAAGAAAUAAUUGGAGAUGGAAUCUGCAAUGAACAGUGUAACAAUCGAAUCUGCAAUUUCGAUGGUGGUGAUUGCAACUGUGUCCCUGGCUGCUCGAUAAAUUCUGUCAAUGAUGGUUGGUGUGAUAAAGAAUGCGACGUCAAAAAGUGCAGCUAUGACGGCCUUGACUGUGGUGGAUGCCGAAGCGAUUCUCAUUUCAAUUUAUGUGACCAAAAUGCAGAAUGCAUUACUGUAAACGACUCACUACCUUUCAUAAGAUGCCAAUGUAAACCAGGUUACUAUGGAGACGGAUAUCAGUGCUUUGAGCAAGGGAAAUGCUUUAACAGAAGUGAGGUUUGCUCCAACAAUGCCAAAUGCGUAAAUAUGAGUGGAAAGUUUGAAUGCUAUUGUGAUAAGGGCUGGAGAGGUAAUGGGUUGUUUUGCGAGAACAUCGAUGAAUGUACUACCAACCAAAACAACUGCAGCAACAAAGCUGUAUGUGUUGACACAUUGGGAAGUUAUACCUGUAAAUGUCUGGAAGGAUAUUCAGGGGAUGGAUUGAACUGCUAUGAUAUUAACGAAUGUGAAGCUCGGUUACAUACAUGCCGUGGAAAUGAAAAGUGCGUCAACACGAUUGGGAGCUACAAUUGUGUCUGUGAAGAAGGUUGGGCAGAGGCGAAUACUACCAACACUGAAGAAACCAAAAAUGUAACAAAUAAGUUAUCGUGUACUUGGAUCGCAAAUCCUCCUCAUUUUGUAAAAGAGAACUGCAUUGAUGUUGAUGAAUGCACUGAAGAGCUAGACAACUGCUCAAGAGUUAACAGAGUAUCAAAUGCUCAAUGCGAGAACACUAUCGGUGGGUUUAAUUGCACGUGCAACGCAGGCUGGAGAGGUGAUGGAUGGUUUUGCACAGAUGUGGAUGAGUGUGAUUAUAAUGAUACUUGCGGUGAAAACCAAGUGUGCAGAAAUACUCUCGGGAGCUUUCUCUGUUCUUGUAAAAAUGGAUGGAUCUUUAAUCAAACGGGAAGUGGCGAAUGUGAAGAUAUAGACGAGUGUGCCCUUGGAAUUAACAAAUGCAGUGAAUUUGCAACAUGUAAAAAUACCAAUGGAAGUUAUCACUGCAGCUGUCGAGAUGGUUUYGAAGACAUUGGCAAAACUUGCACGAACUAUAAAUGUAUAAACUCAUCAGCGACCAUGCCUAACACAACCGUCAGUAACAUGACCAGUGACGUUGAGGCUAACGAAGUUUGUUCGUGUAUAGGCAGUUACCGUAACGUGGGAAGAGAGUGUGCAGAUAUCGACGAAUGUAUCUGGGAAACAUACGACUGCCCGGCAUAUGCCCCUGUGUGCAUUAAUAAUUUGGGAGGUUAUGAAUGCCAUUGUGAUGCAAUAAACAACAGCACGUGCGAGGUGUUUAAUCCGUGCACAGCUGAAAAUAACACUUGCGGAGCUAACAUGACAUGUGUUGUCUCUGGUCUUGAUCACUACUGUGUCUGCCCCAUCGGUUACAUUGAAGACCCAAGUGGCGCCAACUGUGUGGAUAGAGAUGAAUGCCUUAGCCCUGAAAAGUAUAAAUGCCCAGACAAUGCUGAAUGCGUGAAUACGCCAGGUUCAUAUCAGUGCAAAUGCCAAGAGGGUUUCUUUGACAUUGGAGGUAGCUGCUUUGAGAUUAACGAAUGUCAUGCCACCUUGACUCAACGCAUUGACGGUCGUCUACAAGAAUGCAAGCAUGGGAUAUGCGCAUCUGAGCUAGCGUGUAUAUACUACACAUUUUCCAAUAACAGCCAAACAACAAACAGUAGUCUUGUCUGUGCAUGUAAUCAAGAUGACUCCAAAACACUCGACUGCGUGGAUUCUCAAUUAAAUGUCGAAGCAGACAGCGCAAAUAGAACAGUGACUGUAUUGACGUUUCCUUGGCAUUCCAUGUUCAACUCGACCAAUUCAAGUAGCCCAGUACCUCCCAUGUUCAUACAUAACUGUUCUGCAUCAAUAUCUGGAUGUGAAAAUACUCUAGGUUCUUAUAAAUGCAUAUGCAAUCCAGGUUACUAUAGCAACGAUUCUAGAAACUGCCGUGAUGAGGAUGAGUGCAAGCUCAAUGGCACAUGUCAUUCAAACGCUUCCUGUAAUAACACCAUUGGUUCUUUUGAGUGCUCUUGUAAUCAAGGUUUCAGAGGAGACGGAAAAACAAACUGUACUGACAUAAAUGAAUGUAUGCUGGGAAACUAUAGUUGUCAUGAGAAUGCUACUUGCCUUAACAUUGAAGGAGGAUAUAUUUGUCGCUGUAAAGGGGGCUACCAAGGAAACGGCACAUUCUGCGAGGAUAUUAAUGAAUGCGUCAAUAGUUCAAUGAAUAACUGUCAUCCUAGAGCGGUGUGUAGGAACAAUGCUGGUGGGUAUGAUUGUGAGUGCACCAAAGGCUACAGUGGAAACGGGUUUAGGUGUACUGAUAUUGAUGAAUGCAACAAUGGAAGCCAACUUUGUGGUAGUCACGCAACGUGCUACAACAUUCCUGGCACAUAUAUCUGUAAGUGUGACCAAGGUUGGACUGGAGAUGGGCAAAACUGUACUAAUAUAAAUGAGUGUCAACUUGGCAUGCACUCAUGUAUUGAAAACUCACAGUGUCAAGACUAUGAUGGAGGGUAUGUGUGUACGUGUAACAAAGGAUGGGCGCGACAAUGGUUUGAGCCCUAUGGAAGGUGCUCAGGGUGCGAUUCAAAUGAGAUUUGCUCUGGUCACGGACAGUGCUUGCGAGAUGGAUCAUGCGAUUGUUUUUCGUACUUUGGAGGAAAUAACUGCUCUUUCUGUGAUCCAAAUGUACGAUGUAGUAGUCACGGGACAUGUGACAUUAACGGAACUUGCUACUGUGAAAUUGGAUGGACGAGAAAGCCACUUGACUGCAGUGUUUGUGUACCAGAAGAGCUAUGCAGUGGUCAUGGACAAUGUAACUAUGAUUUGACAACAUAUUCCAAUACGACAUGCUACUGUAACGUUGGAUACACUGGACAAAACUGCAGCAAUGCUUGUCCCAUAAUUGGUGGUGAAGUCUGCAGUAUCCAUGGUGAUUGCCCUAAUAAUCCUCCAGACCCUUUAUCUCCUUGUAUCUGCCAUACGGGAUAUCAAUGGAAUAGCUCUGCAUCUUCCUGUGUUGACGUAAAUGAGUGUACCGCUGGCUUGCAUGACUGCGUUGCUCCCGCCAUUUGCGUGAACACUGAAGGAUCAUAUCGCUGUAAAUGUCCUUCUUUGAUUGGCUGGUCUUUGAUUUGUGGUCGGUUUUGUAAUGAUACUGAUGAAUGCCAGUAUACAGACGUGUGUGACAUCCAUGCUACUUGUCACAAUUAUCCAGGAGGAUACAGGUGCAACUGCAUUCCAGGAUGGAAGGGAAGCGGUGAACAUCCUGUAUGCACGGACAGCAAUGAAUGCACUGAGGGAUCUCAUAAAUGUUCUGCGGGCUCAACAUGCGUUAAUACAGUCGGAAGCUACAACUGCAUCUGCAACUCCGGCUACGAAAAAGUGUCCAAAUUCCGGUGCGUGGACAUAAAUGAGUGCUCCCGCGGGAUCCACGGCUGUGACCCGCAGGCAAGAUGUAUUAAUACAAUAGGAAGCUGGCGCUGCCAAUGUAAUGACGGCUGGUACCCAGUCCCUACGAACGCACGACUGCCAGUCUGUAAGGAUUUAAAUGAAUGUGUUGAUAAGCCAGGUACAUGUCCCCARUCGUCCAGGUGCGUUAACACUGUGGGCUCAUAUCACUGUAUAUGCCUUAGUGGUUGGACGAAUAAUGGACCACACACAUGCGUUGAUGUUAAUGAAUGCACAAGGAAUCCAUGCCCAUCCAACUCACGAUGUGUGAACACUAUGGGCUCGUACAAAUGCUACUGUAACUCGGGAUACGGCCCUCGUCCACCAGUCUCCGCCACCAGCUGCAGCGACAUUAACGAAUGUUCAUCUGGUACCUACUCCUGCCCAGCUUACUCGCGUUGCGUGAACCUUAUUGGUUCGUAUAGGUGUGACUGCAAUCGCUGUUACCAUAGAUACGGAUCAGGCUGUAGAGCUGACUGUAGAGCAGAGACAAGAACCUAUGGCUACUAUACCACGGUUUAUUAUGCCUCCUACUAUUCAACGAAGUGUGGAUGGCAUGGACUAAGCAGGUGUCGAAGAUCGAGGCAACGUGGCCGUCAACAGCACAACAUCGGAUAUCAGUUGGUCUACGUUGCUCAACGCGUUGGGGCGAGCUGUCCGUGUCGCUGAAUAAUAACUUUUUUUUCUGGCAGGCUACAUGCACUAAUGAAAAGCGUUUACGCAUGCACACAUUUCACCAUUUUCUCCCUAGAUACAAAGAGUUUGGGUGCUAUUGACGACUUUUAAAACCCCAGGGUGGAACGGGAGGAGGAGCUCUGGGUACUAAAAUGUUUUCAACUAAUUCGUGUACACAUACUAUGUGCAUGUGCAAACCCUUUUCUCUAGUGUCACGCUAUGUUCACUGUUUUGCUUUCUUGUUAUUGUGUAAUUUUAUUACGAAGGCUACUUGCCUAUAAAACUGAUUAUAUAUAAAAUAAUCUGCUCAAAAUCGAAAAAUCAUUGUCGGGUUCAAAAAAAGGUUAUAUCAUCAAAGCUAAGACCGAAGGGGAGCAUGGGAAGACAAACAACUAUGCUAAUUUAUGAUAUGCAGCUUUCCCUUCCUGUGCACAUUUAAUGCAUCAUGGCUUUGGCAUGUUGUUAAUCUAGGUCAACCGACUUUGCUCUACUGUGCAUUUUUACAUGUCUUUAUGCAAAUAUAAUACACAUUUCGGAGUACCCAAAAUCCUUUUCGGUCUUAGCUUCGAUGAUAUGACCUUCUCGAACCCGACUACGUUCUUUCAAUGAGGUGUAUUCAUAAAAAUAUAGAUUUGAAUCGAUUCUCCAAUCAAAUAACUAUAGCUUUUAUAAUCAACGGCAAAAUUCUAUAUCUUUUAGGCAAAUAAACUAGCAAUCAUUUUGUAGUAAUUCGGUACCGAAUUAAAGGAAAAAGCCUUCAUUCAUGCAUUAUCCAAUCAACAUCAGUUAGUUUUGCCCUGUAUAUAGCUUAAAUGAUUUCUUGUUUUAGCUCUUUUAAUGUUUGUGGGACCUCUUCGAUUUGUACACGCGACGUACAGGAUUUUUGGUUUUCAAUAAUCAAAGAUUUAAUAACUCAGACCCUUGUAUAUUUUUUUGAUGUAAGGAAGCCAAAACACAAGAAAAUAUGCUCUGUUUGGAGUUUUCUCGGUAGAUAUGCCGCUCUAUGAACAAUGACGUCAUUGUACUAUCACUAUCAAAUGGUUCUUGAAUGUUUAGAUUUCAUUAUCAAGUUAGUGUAUUUCAUCAUCUAUACCAUUGUCAUCGUCAAAAUCAUCACCUUCAUCAUCGUGAUUUAAUUUUGGAGUACAAUAGCACAAAAGGUGCUACUUACCUAAACACGCGUGCAAACGAUUAUGGCAGUAAUAAAAGCUUUACAGGUUGCAAGAUAUAUGGAUCGUCAAAUUUUUCCCCCUUAGUCGAACCUGCUCGAUUUUGAGGUUAGACUUUGGGGAGUUUUUUUGGGAGAAUUUUUGGGGAGUUGAUGCUUCAUUUAACAAAUAUCAAUAUACAUCUCGGCUCGGGCGUAAUGUAUUUACAUUUCAGACAAAGUGUCAUUCCCUAGAGUAUCAUUUCUUUGUGUAACGGUUGCGCAAAAGAAGUCACAUGAAUAUUGAUACAACUCAAACAAAUAAUCUUAUCCUCAAGGAAAACAUUACGCCCAAGCCUAGGAGGUCUAAAGACCUCCUCGGCUCUGACGUAAUGUUGUCCCAUUUCAGACCACAUGUCAUUCCCUAGAGUAUCAUUUCUUGUUUAARGUUUGCGCUCGGUUGCACACGAAAAGACACAUAAAUAUGGAUACAACUCAAACAAAGAAUAUUAAUCUCAAGGGAAUGACACGAAAUGAAACAUUACGCUCGAGAGUUACAUAGCUAAGGAGGUCUAUUGCUCAGUCCCUAGUUCAACAACGCCUAUUCAACCAAAAUCUCACAAAAAUAUUGACUUAAUAAAACACUAACGACACAGAUAAUUAUAUUGCUGCUCUUUAAUUAAGGGUUCAAAAUCUCAUUUACAAUGCAAUAAAAAAUACAUUGCAUUUUGAAGUAAAUUUAAUAGAUAAAAAAAAGUCCAGCAUUUGUAAUCUUGGAUUAAUCAGUUCUUUAUGGAAUGAGCUUUUAUAAUAAAGUAACACCUUUUUACACUUAACCACGCAUUCUUUUACCAUUAACAUCAAGUACAAUGUACAUAUUAGCCAUUGAGGUUGAGGAAGACUGGGUCUAGCUGUCAUUGCAGUGCAUUGUGGGGCUAUUUUAGGGCACGUAUUUCCGAGAUGGCGUCUAUUUCAUCCCCUAAAAUAGCCAUCAAGCUCCUCUAUAGCCCGUAUCACUUGGCAAAUACUGCUUUUGAUACUCUGACAUUAACUACAGACCUAUUUGCAAAUCCAUCAAAAUAUCAAAAUGUAGGGAAUCUAAUAUUUGGUCUACAUCAAUAGCAUCUUUGCAUUAACAUGACAAGUGAUGGCAGCCAUGAGAGAAUGCAAAAAAAAAAAAAAAAAAA
Actinia tenebrosa (Australian red waratah sea anemone) is the source of this 18488-nucleotide messenger RNA. RefSeq lists its product as uncharacterized. Lineage: Eukaryota; Metazoa; Cnidaria; Anthozoa; Actiniaria; Actiniidae. The record is from RefSeq and is a predicted model, not a curated record. Gene Ontology annotation, molecular function: calcium ion binding.